AUGGCAUCAGAGGCAUCGAAGCCCUUCGCUCAAGUGACAAAGAUUCCUGCCAUCUCUUCCGACGAGCUCACAGACUUCCACGAAGCGCAUUUCUCCGCUGGCGCAACAGCACAGUUUACCGAUGUCUUUGUACGACCGGCGAUGGAUGCCGAAGCAGAAGAAGGCAACUCUUACAACGAAUAUACAGAAUACGACGAAGACGAUGGACUCGGCUACUAUGAUGAUGGUGUCAAAAGGACAUUAACGGACGAACAAAUCGAAAUUUUCCGGCAUUCAGAGCUUCACGAACUGGAAAAAGCACAAGAACGGGCAUUAUUAAAGAAGCAGAAGCGACCAUCAGAAGAAGAUGCCUCCGAAUCUGAUGCUAAAGACGCGCUGAAAACGAAGCAAUCUGAUGGCAGUAAAAAGAAGGGGAAGCGGAAAGCAAAACAGCAGCUGCGGCGAGAGCCAAAGCCCGAUUUACGCAAACGAACUUGGGACGUUGUCGACACUGGUCUCGAUUCGCUCGAUUACGAUUAAUGACUGUAUAUAUGACGAAUUUCUUUUAAAGCUACCAGCUCAUAUGAGCUAGUCUCAUCCAAGAGGUAAGGCUUCAUAUCACCAGGUCUCAAGCGUUGCGGCAUGCCCGGGGUUUAUGAUGAAACUCUUGUAUCGUCAUCCUUAGUCGGAUUCAUGUGCUGGGAGCAUAUGAACUAUUGGCCCCCUGGCAAAUAGGGAUGCGUCCUGCAGCCAUGACAUGACGAGAUAUAUAAUCUUCUCUCUGAGGCAGCCUCGUUUGCCAACAUCCGGACAUGCCGUUUGACCCUGGAAAAAAACACCUGCCCCCGGUUUCAACAGCUUUGGAUACACGUUCUAACAGAAAUCAUGUGUACAGAUGAGGAUAAUGAUAACAAUAUAUCCAAUGAAAUUUAAAUCUUUAAAAGAGGAGGCUGUUGGGGAGGCGCAUCUCAUAGCAACACGGCUGUAUGUGGCGGGAUGGAAUGCUGUCUGUACCAUGGCUUGUUUAUAUUGUACUCUGGUGAAUAAUACCAAUAAUCUUCAGCUUCGC
Molecule: messenger RNA, 1048 nt
Organism: [Torrubiella] hemipterigena
Lineage: Eukaryota; Fungi; Ascomycota; Sordariomycetes; Hypocreales; Clavicipitaceae
Source: the annotation of a GenBank genome assembly